Messenger RNA from Eurytemora carolleeae, 757 nucleotides. RefSeq names its product DNA-directed RNA polymerases I, II, and III subunit RPABC1 (gene Rpb5). The transcript has 8 exons. Bases 9 to 641 code for a protein of 210 amino acids. The record is from RefSeq and is a predicted model, not a curated record. Gene Ontology annotation, cellular component: RNA polymerase I complex; RNA polymerase III complex; RNA polymerase II, core complex. Lineage: Eukaryota; Metazoa; Arthropoda; Copepoda; Calanoida; Temoridae. Gene Ontology annotation, biological process: DNA-templated transcription. Gene Ontology annotation, molecular function: DNA binding; DNA-directed RNA polymerase activity.
UCUCGAUAAUGGAUGAUGAAGCUGAAACCUACAAGAUCUGGAAGAUCAGGAAGACGGUAAUGCAGAUUUGUCAUGACAGAGGAUACCUUGUUACUCAGGAUGAGUUGGAUCAGACCUUAGAACAGUUUAAAGAACAGUUUGGAGAUAAACCUAGUGAGCGCAGACCAGCACGCAGUGAUCUUGUAGUUCUCGUCGCGCAUAACGAUGAUCCUACAGAUCAAAUGUUCGUGUUCUUUCCUGACGAUCCAAAAAUAGGAAUCAAAACCAUCAAAACAUACUGUACAAGAAUGCAAGAGGAGAAUAUCACAAGGGCUAUUAUCGUUGUACAGACUGGUAUGACCCCUUCAGCUAAACAGUCGCUGGUUGACAUGGCUCCUAAAUAUAUUCUAGAACAGUUCCUUGAGAGUGAGCUCCUGAUUAACCUGACUGAGCAUGACCUGGUCCCGGAGCAUGUUGUUAUGACCUCAGAGGAGAAGGAUGAACUACUCAAGAGGUACAAGCUGAAGGACAACAUGUUGAUGAGGAUCCAGGCUGGAGACCCCGUAGCCAGAUACUUCGGACUCAAGAGGGGGCAGGUCGUCAAGAUUAUCAGGUCUUCUGAGACUGCCGGGCGAUAUAUCUCAUACAGAUUAGUCGUCUGAACCAUCAAUCAAUCAAUCAACGAUAUCUUGAGAUUUUUGACGAUUAAAAAAUUCUUUGAUCUUUUCAGAUUUCAGUUGAAAUAUUCCUAUUGUACCUGUUUUUUUUUUAGAAAAAA